ACGCCCGCGACCGCGGCCGGCCCACAGCGAGGGGAGCGGGCGGCGGUGAGUAGGCGGCGGCCGGCCGGGCCGGGCCAUUCGGGCAGCGGCUGCUCCGGCAGGUCCGGGCAGGGCCGGGCGGGAAGCAGGCAGCCGAGCCGGGCCCCCGCUCCGGAGCCCGAGCGAGGACUCCGAGGCCGCGGCCCCGCCUCCUCCCCGCCCCGCGCCCGCCGCUAGCGGGUCGCGCCCCGAGCUCCAAGCCGCGCCGGCUGGGCCGCGCAGGAGCCACAGCCGCAGCCGUAGCCGGGAACCGGCCCGAGCCGGGCCCAGGGUGAAGCCCGGUCCCGGCGGCGCCCGGAGCCGGGCCCGAGCCCCGCGCGGCUCAUGGCGGGGCCGCGGGUCGCGCUGCUGGCCUGGUGCCGCCGCCAGUGCGAGGGAUACCGCGGCGUGGACAUCCGCGACCUGAGCAGCUCCUUCCGGGACGGCCUGGCCUUCUGCGCCAUCCUGCACCGGCACCGGCCCGACCUGCUAGACUUUGAUUCACUUUCCAAGGACAAUGUCUUCGAGAAUAACCGUUUGGCCUUUGAAGUGGCUGAGAAGGAGCUGGGAAUCCCUGCCCUCCUGGACCCCAGUGACAUGGUCUCCAUGAGUGUCCCUGACUGCCUCAGCAUCAUGACCUAUGUGUCCCAAUAUUACAACCACUUCGCCAGCCCUGGCCAAGCCGGGGUCUCAUCACCCAGAAAGGGCCUGGCAGCAUCCUCCCCGCCAUCCAAAGCACCCACUCCCGCGGAACCAGGAGACAGGGCUCAGGGCGAUGAGUGCUCCUCGGGCAGCCUGUCAGAGCAGGGCGCCCACCGGACCCCCAGCAGCACGUGUGCGGCCUGCCAGCAGCACGUGCACCUGGUGCAGCGUUACCUGGCCGACGGCAAGCUGUACCACCGGCACUGCUUCCGGUGUCGGCGGUGCUCCAGCACCCUACUCCCCGGAGCUUACAAGAGUGGGCCAGAGGAGGGCACCUUCGUGUGUGCGGAGCACUGCGCCAGGCUGGGCCCCGGUGGGCGGUCAGGGGCCAGGCCCACACUCCCCCCACAGCCAAAGCAGCAGCAACUUACAGAAGAAGCCAAGGAUGUGGAGAGAGGUGGCCCCAGCCCUGAUGCGGCUGCAGGGGCUGAGGUGGACGUACCCAAGGCCGGCCCUGAGGGCCGACCCCAGAUCCUCACCAAGCCCCGGGUUUCCGGCAAACCACAGGAGCUGGCCAGCACCCCGGGCAGCCGCCCCACACCUGCCUCCAGGAAGGUGUCUGAGAGCACAGCCCUGACGCUCCCCACGCCCCGGCCCCGGUCCAGCCUGCAGCAGGAGAACUUGGUGGAGCAGGGAGGCGCCAGCGGCCUGGUGAAUGGGAAGCUGCAUGAACCCCCCAUCCCCAAGCCCAGAGGGACACCCAAGCUGUCAGAGAGGACACCAGCCCCCAGGAAAGACCCCCCAUGGAUCUCACUGGUGCAGGCAGAGCCGAAGAAGAAGCCAGCCCCCCUGCCCCCGAGCAGCAGCCCCGGCCCGCCGCCCCCAGGCCGGGACAGCAGGCAGGUGGAGAACGGAGGUGUGCAUGAGGUGGCUGGCCCGGAGCCCAAGCCCUACAACCCCUUCGAGGAGGAGGAGGAAGAGCCCCCAGCUGCACCCCGCCCAGCCACCGGCCCCGCCCCGACUCACCCAGAGUCCACACCCAAGUCCCUGCACCCCUGGUACGGCAUCACGCCAACGAGCAGCCCCAGGACAAAGAAGCGCCCUGCCCCCCGAGCACCCAGUGCAUCUCCCCUUGCUCUCCACACCUCCCGCCUGUCACACUCGGAGCCACCCUCAGCCACCCCGUCGCCAGCCCUCAGUGUGGAAAGCCUGUCAUCCGAGAGCUCCAGCCAGCCCCCAAGUGAGGAGCUUCUGGAGCCGCCAGUUGUGCCCAAGAGCUCCUCAGAGCCUGCUGUCCAUGCCCCUGGCAGCCCUGGGACCUCGGCCAGCCUCUCUGCCAACUCCUCCCUGUCCUCCUCUGGGGAGCUGGUGCAGCCCAGUGUAGACCGGACACCUCAAGCCAGCCCUGGCCUUGCCCCCAAUACUAGGGGCAGCCCAGGUCCCCCUCCAGCCAAGCCCUGCAGUGGCGCUGCUCCCACCCCUCUCGUGCUGGUUGGAGACAAGAGCCCUGCGCCUUCCCCUGGAACCUCGUCCCCGCAGCUCCAGGUAAAGUCUUCCUGCAAGGAGAAUCCUUUUAACCGGAAGGCAUCACCCACAGCGUCCCCAACCGUAAAGAAGGCCACCAAGGGCUCCAAGCCAGCGAGACCGCCUGCCCCAGGACACGGCUUUCCGCUCAUCAAACGCAAGGUUCAGGCUGACCAGUACAUCCCUGAGGAGGACAUCCAUGGAGAGAUGGACACCAUCGAGCGCCAGCUGGAUACCCUGGAACACCGUGGGGUCCUGCUGGAGGAGAAGCUGCGUGGUGGAGCGAAUGAGGGCCGUGAGGAUGACAUGCUGGUGGACUGGUUCAAGCUCAUCCACGAGAAACAUCUGCUGGUCCGGCGGGAGUCCGAGCUCAUCUAUGUCUUCAAGCAGCAGAACCUGGAGCAACGCCAGGCCGACGUGGAGUAUGAGCUCCGGUGCCUUCUCAACAAGCCAGAAAAGGACUGGACAGAAGAGGACCGGGGCCGAGAGAAGGUGCUGAUGCAGGAGCUUGUGACCCUCAUCGAGCAGCGCAACGCCAUCGUCAACUGCCUAGAUGAGGACCGGCAGAGGGAGGAAGAGGAAGAUAAGAUGUUGGAAGCCAUGAUCAAGAAGAAAGAGUUCCAGAAGGAGGCUGAACCCGAGGGCAAGAAGAAGGGGAAGUUCAAGACCAUGAAGGUGCUGAAGCUGCUAGGAAACAAGCGUGAUACCAAGAGCAAGUCCCCAGGAGACAAGAGCUAACGGCGCGGGCUGCCAGCUGGGGACUCCACCGCUCCUGGCUCGGCCCCCGGGCUGUGCUCUGCCAGGGACGCCCAGCUUCCCUUCAGGAUCAGUCGAGGGGAAAGAUGACUUAAGGGGAGGGAGCCUCUGGGUGAUGGCCUCUCCCUCCUCAGGGUCCUCUGGCUCGUCUGGGCCAAAGAGUUUUCUUCCCUCUCCUCUGAACCACCGGCAGCUGUGCCUCAGCCCUGCCCAGCCUGGUUGUGAUGACCCCAGAUGCUGUGACUGACCAGGGAGCGAGCCGGCUCCUGGGUCCGGGGAGCGGCCGCAGCGGAGCACACCGGCCCCUCGUCCCACCCAGCACCUGGCCUGCCGUGCCGGGCAGCUCCUUGGUCCCUCUUCCCUUCUGUACCACGUACAGAGGGGAGCCUUACCUGUCAGAGUCUUUGGGUCUUUCUGCCCACGAGGUCGGCCUGGGGUGGACCUCUGGCCUGGUGUCUCCCGCCCCUGCCCUGGUUCUGAGUCCCUGUCUUCCUUUCGGUGCAGGCGGCCCUGACUCUCUCCUCACUCAGGACCUCUAUUUAUGAAGUCUCUUAAUUAAGUUCAAGGUAGUUACUGUGUCCUCAGACACGAAUGGGCCUGGGCAGACCCCUCCCUCUGUUCCUCAGAGUUCUAGGAGCUUCCCUCAUCUCCCCUCAUUCUCUAGGAGGUCUCCCUGUCCAGGACACCGUGCUGGGGUGGGUGGGAGCCGAGUGCUGAGCCCCCUCAGGGAGGGUCCCGGGGAGGCAGGCCCCAGCCGCCGUUCCGGCCCCUGCCCCUCAGCCAGAUCAGCGGCAGGCGGGGCUGCUGCCGUAGGUGCUAACCCUGGUCCUUUACCACGCUGCAGCCCGGCCCCUCCUGUAGGCUGUCCCUGCCACCCCAGGGCUGGGGCACAGUGGACCCACUCCCAGGUGGUCAUCGCCAGCCUGUCGUCUCACACUCGUCUGUUGUGUGUUCUCUCCCGACUUGUUGCUGCCGAAGGACUCAUGGUCGCUCAGCCCCUGGGAUGGCUGUGGGAGCGGAGGAGCCGAUGGGGGCCACCACCUUCCCCCAGGGAGUGUGCCCAGCAGCUCUUGGUCAAAGCACUGUUGCUGUAAGCUAUUUCCGGGGUGCCUCUAGGGCCCCCUUCCCUCAGCACACGUAUGGGGAGAGGUCGCACUGUAUUAACUUGAGAGGGUUUCCUCCCCGACAAUGAAUGGAGACCACCUCAGUCGCCAGUGCCCUGCAGCCUUGAGGCGCCUUCCCCUCGCCAGGCCUGCCUUCUUCCCUGCCUCUGCCAGGCCUCGAGGCUGGCAUCUCUGCUUGCCCAGGAGGGUGUGGAGGGGCUGUCCACCGCCAGGGGCCCUGGCCCUCACUGCCUGCCCCCCGGGCAGGACCCCUUCCUCUGCAGGGACAGGUGGCUCCUGUGCAGCCCCCAGCCGCCUCCUUCCUGACAUGCCUGUUGACCUGCAGCUGGGGUCACCAACUCCAGUGGCAGGUGACGCACAUGAACCGGGCUGGGUGUGUCCUGAGGGAAGGCCCCGACACCCGGGUGGUGGGGACUGGGGUGAAUGGGGGCGGAUACACCACAACUAGAGGGGAAGUUCUCCCUCAUUUAAGUCGACUGUAGCCUGUGGGAUGUGGGCCCAGUGGGGCCAGAUCUUUUCAUUUUUCAAGAGAAACUGGAAAUCCA
Molecule: messenger RNA, 4609 nt
Organism: Mesoplodon densirostris (Blainville's beaked whale)
Lineage: Eukaryota; Metazoa; Chordata; Mammalia; Artiodactyla; Ziphiidae
Gene: MICALL1
Product: MICAL like 1
Exons: 16
Coding region: 364-2922 (852 amino acids)
Molecular function (GO): protein binding
Source: RefSeq, a predicted model, not a curated record